Molecule: messenger RNA, 1371 nt
Organism: Suillus subalutaceus
Lineage: Eukaryota; Fungi; Basidiomycota; Agaricomycetes; Boletales; Suillaceae
Exons: 9
Coding region: 1-1371 (456 amino acids)
Source: RefSeq, a predicted model, not a curated record
AUGCCCAACCAGUAUAAACCCACACCCCCCUUAGAUGAGCUCACGCCUCACAUUCUGCGCUAUUGGAAGACACGUCUCAAUGAUAAAGAGAUUGUUCAUGCUUUACAGAAACAUUUCGACACAGAACGCUAUGGUAUCGGACUCACAAAGUUUCGCCAAAUUUGUGUGGAUAUGGGCCUUGAACGCUCGCGUUGGCAAGGUCACACUGUAGAGACCAUCCACGAAGCUGUCACGGAACUUCGUCAGAUGUUCCCUCAUGCUGGAACACGAGAGAUGAUCGGUUUACUCUUUCAUGAAAAGAAUAUGAGUGUAGCUAAGUCAGUCAUGAUGUCUUACUUCGCUGCCUAUGAGCCCGAACUAGUGCAGCAAUGUAAAGCCAGACGACUGAAACGGAAGUGCUUCUGGGCAGCCGGCGUUAACGAUCUCUUUACUGUUGACCAGCAUGAUAAAUGGUUGAGGUUUGGGCUCGGUCUUCACACUGGAAUUGAGCCGUUUUCAGGGCGGAUCAUGUGGAUUCGAGUUUGGCACUCUAACCGAAACCCACAGUUAAUCCUCAGCUACUACCUUGAUACGAUUGCUGAAUACAUGCCGCUGAUCACUCAAAGCGAUCUAGGCACCAAAAACUAUGGCAUUGCAAAUGCACAGACUCUUCUUCACCAGCGUUACGACCCAGCCCUCCAAGGUACCCUGCAACAUUGUUGGAUGCGUACGAAGAAAAAUGUAAUGCCGGAGAUUACUUGGUCGCAGCUCCGGUGUAGGUUCACUCCCGGUUUCGAGACCUUGCUGGAUGAAGGGGUCAUUGAAGGCUGGUAUGAUUUAGGGAAUACCCUUCACAUGAUGGUAUUUCGUUGGGUUUUUAUACCCUGGUUGCAGCAGGAGCUUGAUGCUUAUAGAGAUCGAGUGAACAAUAGCGCCAAAAGGCGCGACCGCAACAAGGUACUCCCACACGGUGUCCCAAAUCUUAUAUAUGAUUCUCCUGAAGAUUUCGGAGCAUUGGACUUUAAGGUUUCUAUAGAUCACGAGGGCAUCGACUAUGUUCGCAAUUUCUACAUUAACACUUCCCAUCCAGUAUUCAAUAUUGUCCCACCUACGCUGGGCGACUUUAUCGAGCAUUGCUAUGACGCAAUGGGACGUCCUGCAGUCACUCGGUCGUCAGUUUGGACUGUAUACAGGAACCUCCUGUCUGCUGUACAGCUUGCAGAGAACCCGCAUCCAAACUCACUACUGACAGAAAACGAAGAUGUUGCCGCCGAUGCAUUGCCAUUGAUAGGUGGCCAUGGCGAUUUACCUUUUAACGAGGAACUGGACGGCAUGUACUACAUGGGUGGUGUGCGCGGAGGAUUGGGCCUAGGUAGCGCAAAUAUCCUUUAA